This is a messenger RNA of Hemibagrus wyckioides, 1769 nucleotides long. Its product is annotated as potassium voltage-gated channel subfamily A member 10. The coding region runs from base 99 to 1769 and encodes 556 amino acids. Gene Ontology annotation, cellular component: membrane; voltage-gated potassium channel complex. The record is from RefSeq and is a predicted model, not a curated record. NCBI's taxonomy places the organism in Eukaryota, Metazoa, Chordata, Actinopteri, Siluriformes, Bagridae. The transcript has a single exon. Gene Ontology annotation, molecular function: protein binding; delayed rectifier potassium channel activity. Gene Ontology annotation, biological process: protein homooligomerization; potassium ion transmembrane transport.
GUAUACAUAGAACAGGGCGGCCUGUGCCCGUGGUUUCAACUCAGCAGUUCAUCCUGGGUUAAGCAGCUCAGGUGUGCCCCUGGGAGGGCAGGGAGGCCAUGGAGGUUCCUCUGGUAAACUUUGAGAACCUGGACGAUAUCGGAAUUAACCUGGGAGACCCGAGUGACUCAGGAUAUCCAGCUUCACCCACUUCAGAGACACCAGAGCAGAAUCAGCUGACCCGUGGUCUGGAUUCGCCGGCACAUUCACCGCAAAGAUAUAGGAGGCCUGGAAACUCAACAACCUCUCCCACAACACUCACUAAGAGAGGGACCUCAAGUUGUAACAGUCUCAUCUCUAACUGGAAGGUACUUAUGAACAGUGAAGGCAGUCCCUGCGAGGCUCUCCUAGGCAAGGUGGCUAAAGACUGUUGUGAUGACUUGUUUGCAGAGAAGCAGAACCUUGAAGAGGGUGAUCAAAGAGUAGUCAUCAAUGUUUCAGGCAUGAUGUAUGAGACGACACUUAAAACCCUGAACCAGUUCCCCGAUACUCUGCUUGGGGAUCCUAAAAGGAGGAUCGACUAUUUUGACCCCAUGAAGAAUGAGUAUUUUUUUGACCGCAAUCGGCCAAGUUUUGAUGGAAUCCUGUACUUCUAUCAGUCUGGCGGUAAGAUCCGCAGACCAGCAAAUGUACCGUUGGAUGUUUUUGCUGAUGAGAUUGUCUUCUACAGGCUGGGCCAUGAAGUGAUGGAACAAUUUAGGGAGGAUGAAGGUUUCAUCAAAGACCCUGAACCUCAGUUGCCGACAAGCGAGCUUUACCGUCAGUUCUGGCUCUUAUUUGAGUACCCGGAGAGCUCUAGCGCUGCCAGAUCUGUGGCCGUAGUGUCUGUUCUUGUCAUCACUAUCUCCAUUUGUAUAUUCUGUCUAGAGACUCUCCCAGAGUUCCGCGAUGAUCAUGAAUUCCCCCAUAAAGUUCUUAACUCAACUCGUGAUGCUAACGGAACACUUCUGUCCCCAAGCCCUCCUCCCAAAACCCUGGAAUCUACCUUUACAGAUCCUUUCUUUGUUGUAGAAACUAUAUGUAUAAUUUGGUUCUGCUUUGAGCUAGGAGUGCGCUUCGUUGUGUGCCCCAGCAAGAGUGAGUUUUUCAGCAACAUCAUGAAUGUGAUUGAUAUUGUUUCCAUCAUGCCGUACUUCAUCACUGUAAUCACAGAGCUCAUGGCCACUCAUGACUCAGCAGCUAAUCAGAAUAUGUCUCUGGCCACAUUACGUGUCAUCAGACUGGUGAGAGUGUUCAGGAUCUUCAAACUCUCUCGUCAUUCCAAGGGGCUACAGAUUCUGGGGCAAACCCUAAAGGCUAGUAUGAGGGAGCUUGGCUUGCUCAUCUUUUUUCUGUUCAUUGGAGUCAUCCUUUUCUCCAGUGCCAUUUAUUUUGCUGAGGUUGAUGAACCUGAAACACAAUUUGUGAGCAUCCCAGAGGGGUUCUGGUGGGCUGUGGUCACCAUGACAACAGUUGGCUAUGGCGACAUGUGCCCAAUCACCUUGGGGGGUAAGAUGGUAGGAAUCCUCUGUGCCAUCGCUGGAGUUCUGACAAUUGCUCUGCCUGUUCCUGUCAUUGUUUCUAAUUUCAACUAUUUCUACCAUCGUGAAACAGAGCAGGCAGAGAAGCAGGUGAUGGAUGCAGCUGCAGAGGCUGCUGCAAAUCAGAAGACUGAUGAUAAAUACGAUAGUAACUAUUCUCUGGACAAGAGUAAUGGGAACUGGCAGACUGAAAAAAAUGGCAUUCCUUGA